Messenger RNA from Phalaenopsis equestris, 706 nucleotides. RefSeq names its product transcription factor MYB11-like. The record is from RefSeq and is a predicted model, not a curated record. The transcript is spliced from 2 exons. NCBI's taxonomy places the organism in Eukaryota, Viridiplantae, Streptophyta, Magnoliopsida, Asparagales, Orchidaceae. The coding region runs from base 63 to 563 and encodes 166 amino acids.
UUAUCAGACAUCUCUCUCUCUCUCUCUCUUGAUCAGUCUCCGAUGUAGAUGCUCUGAGAUCAAUGAGUGAGAGAAGAAGGCUGUCAAGGCGGAUGAAACAGUGGACCCCCGAGGAGGAUGAAGUCCUCCGCAUGUACGUAGCAGCGAAUGGAGAAUACGAUUGGCGCGGCACGGAGAGGCUUCUUAAACGUUCCAGAAUGGGUUGCCGUCAACGGUGGAGGUAUAAUCUCCGAUCUACCGUCACCCAACACCCUUUAACCGAUGAGGAGAAAACGGUAAUAUGGCAGCUUUACGAGAAUUUGGGUGCCAGAUUCGAUACUAUAAGAAGACGUACUCAGGGUGAUGAUCGCUUUCCUGUAGUGAGAACGGAGUUUGACAUAAGAAGUUAUGUCGAGCAAGAAUUAUUAGAGCGAGUGCUGGGUCAUGGACCUAUUCCAAAUGAUGUUAAUGAUAAUGGUGAGCUCAUUAUUGAUCGAAAUAAUGAAGAGGCUGCUGUUUCUCCUUCCCUGGCAAGGAACAUUGAUGUUAAUGCUCCGGCGCCCACAAAUGACACCCCAGAUUGAUUAACACUCUCAUGUUUUCUUCUUCCUAUUUCAUAUAUAUAUAUAUAUAUAAACUUUUUUUUUAAUUUAUUGGGACAAGGUGACCACUCAAAUUUGACACCUUGAAUCUCUUCAUUUUAUUUCUAAUUAAUAUACUUGCACAU